Molecule: messenger RNA, 2124 nt
Organism: Echinostoma caproni
Lineage: Eukaryota; Metazoa; Platyhelminthes; Trematoda; Plagiorchiida; Echinostomatidae
Source: the annotation of a GenBank genome assembly
AUGAUGCUUGCCAUCAACUUGAUUCCAUCAUGCAAUUUGUAUUCCUAUGACCCAGGCACUGAUACUUCUCGCCAAUAUACAUACAAUGCCCCCUCAACCUCGGAAUUCAUUGAGGCGGUUCGCAAAGUCAAGUUUGCAUUCAACACCAACGAGGCCAUCAGACCGUACACACCAGAUCGAACAUCGAAAAAAAUUUUCAUACGUUUAUUCAACACAGUACAUUGGUUAGAUGAGGUGUGUAAAAGUGGUUGUAUGCCUGAGUACCACGCGGAGAUGGUCAGUGAUGUGGUCGAGCCAUUGUUGAACGACGACACAAUUCGAGCGAUCAUGGAACGUUUGGCUCCAAGGAAACAGGAAUUUUGGCGAAGUUUGGGUAAAGCAUGGAACACACCCAGUGAACAGUGGCCAAAUCCGUUCAAUCGAUAUAUGCCUCAGUUUGAUAGUCCGGCAUUAGAUGAGAAACCAAAACGGUACGGGAGCUACGAAAAGACCAGUACCUCGAAUAACAUGUUCCGUUCACCAAGCCUUGGAAUUCUAACCCAGACCGAUUCUCCCAAGAUUCAAUUCCCUGAACCCAAUUCACCACCGAACGCAUUCCCUGAACGGUCAGCAGUAUCGGUGACACAGUUGCCAUCCGAUGUGGAAGAGAGAAUGUCACCACCCAGGGUAAUNGUAAUUUUGGAUUAUGAUCUACCGGCAUCGGCAAGACCAGCACCAGUAUCAACACCCGUUUCGGUGCCAUCACCAGAACCUACAGCUCCGGUACCGUCCGCUCCGCGCACAUCACUCACCACACCACCGGAACUAUCCGUACGUCCGCCAUCACCGUUGAUUCCCCAAAUUUCAUCGUCACCACCGAUAUCCCUGCCUACAGAAUACGUCUCAAUGGUCUCUCCGUUGCAGUCAACUGCCAAAGAAGUGAGAGCGGAAUCACCCAAAAAGCAAACUCCUUUAUCUACCUAUUCCACCAGUACCACACAACCGACGGUGCAGCAUGAUCACGGAUCAACAAAAUCUCAAGCCUCGACCGGAGAGUUUUACUGUGUCACUAUUCGUCACGUGAGUGCAAAGUCCCGUGAGAUCAGUGUCUCUCCUGGUACCGUGGUUGAAGUCCUAGACAAAUCUCAAAUUGAUUGGUGGGUCGUUAGAGAUCCUCAUGGGUCAGAGGGUGAAAUCCCCAAAUGGAAACUGAAACCCUAUACCGGAACUCAACAGGGUCAAGUGAAUCGGCAGUCCGGGCUCAGGCCAACUUUCCCCCAACCCAGUGUACCUUCCAGUCGUGACAAAUUGCCCGCUCAACCAACAUCUGCAUCGUCCACUAAUCCAACAAUUAACACCAGUUCGCUAACCAGCACAGUAAAUCGAUUACCCACAAACCCCGCUUUCAGUCAGGAUCGUCCCGCGCAUAUGACUGGUCCAUCACCGGAACGGUCCCAAACUAAUCACGUGACCACACAGUCAAUCAUCAUAAACCAAUCUGAACCCAAAAUGAAUAUUCUCGGAGCGGACAAUGCUGACAUGGAUAUGGAACGUGUAAUAUCCAUUGGCAAACGAAACGAAUCACCCGUCACUGUGGUCACAUCUCAGCCAACCGGAUUCAUGUCUACCGCUGCACAAGCCGGACCUCCGGGAAACAUGCUCUAUAUGACUUCCGAUCAACUACAGGAAAUUAUGAAGUCCUCUGAAAGCUUAGCACAAGUCCCCAUGGUUUUAGUUCCGGUAUCCGAACUGUACAAAUAUGCAUCCCAGUCUAAUUUAAAUGUGAACGCGAUGAAUGGGGCCGGUUCGCAACCAAUCGGUUCGGUUCCCAUGCCAAUGCAGUGGCCCGAUCUGAAUGAGUUAAGUGAUCGUCCUCAUUCACCCAGUAUGGGUAACGUCACUGGGAUGAUGUCCGAAUGGAAACCAGCACCGCUCGUCCCAACAGGAUCACCUACUCACAUGCAUACAAUGACACGAGAACUACGUGAGAGACUGUCAAAAAUGCGUGAGGGCGGUGGAAGUGGCCUGAAAGCGGUUCCAACACCAACUACUUCGAAUGAGAAAAACUUUGGCCGGUUGACUAAAUACGACAGCAAAGACGAUAUUGCCGAUUGGCUUGUCGCACGACGGUUUCCCCCCAAGUAA